Messenger RNA from Ilyonectria robusta, 2691 nucleotides. RefSeq lists its product as uncharacterized. The coding region runs from base 1 to 2691 and encodes 896 amino acids. Gene Ontology annotation, molecular function: ADP binding; protein binding. Lineage: Eukaryota; Fungi; Ascomycota; Sordariomycetes; Hypocreales; Nectriaceae. The transcript is spliced from 5 exons. The record is from RefSeq and is a predicted model, not a curated record.
AUGAGCGUAAUAUGGCACGAAGUGCUGAGUGCGCACCUCGUCAAGCUGCGGCCGAAAGAUCGAGCGCACUGUGGGCCGAUAGCUCUGAAUAAGUCGCUCGACUCCAAGGCUUUGGAGGUCAUGUUUGGCGAUGUCCAGCGCCGCUACGAGAGGGAUCUGUUCCACGCGUUUCUGUUGCGCCUCAGCCCCAUCAGCGAGCAAAUCCUGUCGUUCGGCAAGGCCGUAGAUGUCAUUGCCGGGGGUGGAGACAUGAUGGCGGGUGCCAUCUGGGGUAGCAUCAUUAUUCUGCUGUCGGCAUAUGACCAUGUUAACUCUCAUCUAGUCAACACGAUCAAACUCACCUUCACACGUUCUCUCGAGGAUCGAUUCUCGUCUUGCGAGACUAAGAUGAAACGCCAGGCCGAGCACCUGGACCGUGAGGUCGGAACGGCAGGCUUGGAGGAGUCCAAGAAGCGAGACGACACCAUCAUGCAGCUUCUUGAGAAUUCGAGACCCACUGUGUCCAGCAUUUCAGGCGUACUUCCGUUCCGUUUCCUUCAGAAUUGUCCAAAAAACAAUAAAUUAUUUGGUUGCAAUGAGGUACUUCAGGAGCUAGAUGCUAUUUUCGAUGACAGCGCAAAGCGCAACCCUCCCUGCAUGGCAAGCGUGGUCAUCCACGGCCUCGGUGGGAGCGGGAAGUCGUCUGUAGCGAAAGAAUUCAUGUAUCGUCAAAUUGCAUCCAACAGGUAUCCGGUUACACUGUGGCUCUAUGCUGAUACUUUGUCCAAGCUUGAGACGCAGUUCAUGUCUAUUGUGCGACAAUUGAACCUGGAUACCAAGGGCAGUCCGGCACGCUAUGCCGUCUUGAACUGGAUUAACAAGCUGGAUGAGGACUUUUUGAUCAUCUACGACAAUGCGGACAACCCAUCUUUACUGAACUCAUGCUGGCCACAUUCGGUAAGAGGGUCGGUCAUUAUCACAAGCCGCAAUCCGUCCGCACGCGAGGUCGACCUGGCUCAGAGCAGCCUCCAUCUCAAGACUUUUAGCCCGGAGCAGGGAUCAGCUUACAUCAGGUCCACACUGCCUGAUGCUCACCUUGAAAACGACGAUGAUCUAAUCGCUAUCGAGCACCUUGCCAGAUAUUUCGACGGACUGCCUCUUGCUUUGCGUCAAGCCAGCACGUUUAUGCGGAAGAAGCACUGCUCGCCCAACCAGUUUAGACAACUCUACCAGCGCCACUUCGAAGAAAUCGACGGCUAUAAGAUUGCAGAAUACGACAAGACUUUGUCCGAUGUGUGGACUCUAUCUACGAGUCUUUUGUCAGAUGAUUCGCUAGUUCUGCUCGACUCGCUCUCGCUGCUCGACCCGGACUCCAUCCCGGCCGGACUAUUCGAGCUCGCAGACCUGAACCACGAGUUCGGCACGUUCCUGAAAGAUGAAUUGCGUGUGCUGGACGCGAGGGAAGGCCUCACGCAGCAGUCGCUGGUGGACUACGACUACCAUAGCAGCAGCAUGAGCAUGCAUCGGCUGUUUAGAGAAGUCACCUUCCGGAAACUGAAAAAAGACCAUGAUCGCCUCCAAAAAGUGUCCGACCUCGUGAUUCGCAUGAUCCACAAGUUCUCGCCCGAGGUCAAUCAUAGCACGGUGCGCAAUCCGCACAUCUGGAAGCGCGUCGAGAAAACGCUCAGCCACGUCCAGAGCGUGUACGACCGGUGCAUGCACGUCUUGACUGAGAGGGAAGCAGAAAUGCUGCUGAGAUGUCUCACCAAAAUUGUCAAUUAUGGGUACGAAUCCGGCCAGUUCGACCUCGGAUACGACGCAUUCCAUAAAGCCAGGGAAGUGCUAAAGAUGGUCAAAGACUCUGAUGAUGAGAUGUUGGCGCUGCUUUAUUUCUAUCAGUGUCGACUCUGUUGCGAGAUGACCCGCAACGAGGAAGCUUGCGAAGCCAUCCUCCUAGCCAGGGAGCAUCUCGAAGAGGCUGGGAAGAGCAACGUGGACUUGCUCAAAACCACGCUAUAUGUGCGAAUACUCAGUAACUUGGGCAUCUCGCAUACCGCUAUCAAUGAAUUCGAAAAGGCGGAAAAAUACCACCUCGAGGCAAUCAAACAUUGCAGGAAGCUAGGCAUGGAGGUCGAAAGUAGUCUAGGUAACCUCCUCCAGAACUUAGGCGGCACCUACCUCUGGAGCGGACAGCUUGACAAAGCGAAAGCGAUCCUCGAUGAAGCGCUGGAGGCGCCCAACACCAACCGAGAAGCGGCCGAAUACACCCUCGGCAACUGGAUGAUUAAAGCGCACAGAUACGAUGAAGCCAUCAAGAUUCACAGAGGUGUCCUUCAGGUUUACAUUGGCCAGCUCGGCAUGAAUCACCCUGUCACUGCCGACUCGUGGCACAAGCUUGGCUGCUUGAUGGCGAUGCCGGAGUACUCUGGCCAGGACCUCAAAGAAGCAGAGAGGUGCUUCCAGCAGACAUUGGAUAUUUUCGAAGCGCCUGGUCUAUCGCGAAGCCCAAUGGCAGAUAUUUUCGUCGCAAGGGCAAAGUGGGGCUUAUCCGGUGUGAUGAAGCUGCUGGCUGAAGCAAGUAAGGAGGAGCAGGCAGUGACAUUAGAAGAGGAGGCCUUGACUGUUUUACGCGAAAAGUUCGACGGGGAGCUACCAGAGGAUAUAACGCCAUCGGAUGCAUUUGAGACUCUAGUUUUUUAUUGGAGCAGAUAA